Seminavis robusta is the source of this 1081-nucleotide messenger RNA. NCBI's taxonomy places the organism in Eukaryota, Bacillariophyta, Bacillariophyceae, Naviculales, Naviculaceae. The record is from the annotation of a GenBank genome assembly.
CCAGCAUGAUACUAGCUAAGUAGGAGGCAAUUUGCUAAAAUCGCAUGACAACACAGAACAUUUCCUUACGUGUCAUGGACACUCAAUAGCUACCGUAGGCGUGUGGGCGGCGCGAGGGGAAUAUAGUGUUUCUUUGUUUUGCCCUGUCCGAACGAUGCGUUGGUGAUACCACAACCUUUGGCUCCAUGAAUGCAUGGUGUGACUACGAGUACAUGUAGCUAGUUUUGUUUGGUGGCCGGUUACGAAUCACUUCGUGAUUCCCUUCGGGCGCCAAACUCCUGCCUUCUUCGGUCCGAACACUGUGUCUGAGGCAAAGUUGAUUGGUUGUUGGUUGUCUCUCAGUCUCGCUGAGGGGAGAGCCACCAAUGCUUGAGCUGAGCAGAACAGAGCCCCAGGAGAGACAUGACACACUCUGGAAGUGUGUUUCGGUGGUUUUGUGAGUUUAUGCCUGAAAACCACUAAUUCAAAAGCCAACAGCAACAAACACAAUGGGCAACCACACCUCCGCACUCCCCUUGGACAUGAAGAACAUUCCCCCAGAAGUCUUGGCCAUGCUGGAAGAUGAAAAGAAGGGAGCCCAGUUUUUGGCAGAUGUCCAAGCCAGUUUCACAGCAAAUACCAACAGUGACGACAGUGGCAAUCUUGGGUUAGACUACACUAUGCACAGUAUCUUGAAAGCCUGCAAAGUCAAGCGCAACAAGGUUGUGACAAGAGGAAUCAAGAGAACCAAAUCAGGCUUAAGCGCAGCAGCAACCAAGGCAACUCCCAGCAAGCCUCUCCUGUCAGGGGUUCCAUCGGAUAGCGUGAACAGUGAACACAGUUUGAACCCCCAAGAAAUUGUAGAUCUGUUAGAGCAGUUUGCCAUGAAGGAUUGCGACACGGGCAUGGCAUUCUUCAAGGCAUUGGAGACCAAAAAACCAACUUCCAAGUACCACAAUGGCACACACGCCAACACAAAGGCCUCAAAGGCUGCUUAAGUUGGCUGAAACAUCAACCAACAAGCCAGACCAUACAAAAACAAUGGACAUCAUAGAGAUAAAGAAAGAGAAAUAAAGCAUAUUCUGAAGCAUUAUUGGCUAGC